GGUUUAGUCCUGGUUUAGAUCUGAUUAAGACCCUGGUUUAGUCCUGGUUUAGAUCUGAUUAAGACCUGGUUUAGUCCUGGUUUAGAUCUGAUUAAGACCUGGUUUUAGUCCUGGUUUAGUCCUGGUUUACACGUGCGCGCGCUGAUUGGCCGUUUGAUUCCAAACUUUGAAAAAAAAAAAAAAAAAAACAUUACGCGGCGCUGACGUCACCAGACGCACGGGGUACAAUGCGGAAGUGAGGGAUUACAGUUGGCACGGAUCGGGCAGCGCUCGCCUCGCCGAGUGUUUACGUCAAAAUAACUCAACAUUUUUCACACUUUUACGCGCCGAACUACGCGAUAAACUCACGAUACCGGAGAUCCGAACCGGGACACGUAUUUUCUGGUGCAGGUGCGGUCCUGUCGUUACCAUGGAGACGCAGUAGAGGCCCCGGCAUGGACGCGGUCGCAGUCACAGCGCCCCCCGGCCCCUCGUUGGCGCCGUCCCCGCUGCCCCUGUCGCCCGCCGUGCCGCCGUCGGUGCAGUUCUCCUUCACGCUGCUGUACGCGCUGCUCUACGGCGCCCUCUUCCUGUGGGCGUACGCGCAGCUCUGGCUCCUCCUGCUGCGGCGACACAAACGCUGGAGCUUCCAGAGCGGCUUCCUGUUCCUGUGCCUCCUGUGGGCCGCGCUCCGCACCACGCUCUUCUGCUUCUACUUCAGGAACGCCGUCCAGGCCAACCACCUGCCGGUGGCGCUGUACUGGCUCCUCUACUGUUUCCCCGUCUGUCUCCAGUUCUUCACUUUCAGCCUCAUCAGCCUCUACUUCACCCAGGUUCUUCUCAAAGUUCGGGAGAUUUGUCACUUUGAAGUGACCAGAGCUCUGUGUCUGAUGCGCUGGUUCUUCUGGCUCCUCUGCCUCGUCUUCUUCUGCGUGAACGUGGUGUGUGCGACGCUCGAGGACCGAGACGGGUCCAGUCCUCAGACCUGGACUCUGGUCCUGGUCCGGGUCCUGAUCAACGACGGCCUGUUCAUCGUCAACGCCGUCAUCCUGUCGUCCGUCCUGAUGCUGCUGACGCGGCACUCGCACUGCACCAGGCCCUACCUCCUCAGCAAGGGCACGAGUGUGUGUCGGACGGCGGCUCUGGGUGCAGCUGUGAUUCUCCUCUUCACCAGCAGGGCGUGUUAUAACCUCACCGCCCUGAGCCUGAGGAGCAGCCGAGUGGAGGACUUCAACUUCGACUGGUACAACGUCUCCGACCAGGCUGACCUGCAGAGGGAGCUGGGGGAUCGGGAGUUUUUGGCGUUCGGGGCGAUUCUCUUCAUCUGGGAACUUUUGCCCAUGAGUCUGCUCAUGCUCAUCUUCAGGAUACGCCGCCCCCCGCAGGAGAGAGCCGUGGUGAUAAACACGUCUCCUCUUCCUCGGCCGUAUUUCUUCGAUGAUCCUCAGGCCGGAGACGAAGACGCACCACUGCCCUGGACCAGAACCAACUCCCAACAGUCUCUACAGGCCAGUUGGUUCGGCUCGGAGACGACGCCGCUUCUUUUCGCCGCGCAGCGCUCCGACCAAAACGACCAGCACCACUCGCUCUACUCCACGCCACAGAAUACAUGAAGUACUCAGGAAAUACUACUACUACUACUACUACUACUACUGCUACUGCUACUACUACUGCUACUGCUACUGCGGGGUGCUAGACCAGAGGAUACUGACCAAGUUACCGUAUUUACCAGCGUUUUUUAGUUUUUUUCUAUUUUCCGAAACAAACGGAACAGUUUUACUCAAAUCUCUUAAAAUGUUGCACAAUUUUGAGAAAUCUGACAAGUUUUUUUUUUUUUUUUUUUUUUUUACACCAGAUGCCCUCCCGCCGCAAACUCCGGUCUCUGGAGUGAACGGUGGGGGCGUCGAGCGCAGCAAAAACUGGAGUGUUAAAAUAUCUCAGAGUUGUUUUUAACUCAGAAAGUGUUAUUUUUAACUAUUUGAAAGUUAAACACGGGGUUGGAGUUUAGGGUUAUUUUCCAGAGUUGAUGUGGUUGAAGUUCCACUGUGUUGUGAAGUGUUGAUUUAACACUUCCUCUAGUGUUAAUUCAACUUCCUUUAGUGUUAAUUCAACUUCCUCUAGUGUUAAUUCAACUUCCUUUAGUGUUAAUUCAACUUCCUCUAGUGUUAAUUCAACUUCCAUUAAUGUUAAUUCAACUUCCUCUAGUGUUAAUUCAACUUCCUCUAGAGUUAAUUCAACUUCCUCUAGAGUUAAUUCAACUUCCUCUAGAGUGUUAAUUCAACUUCC
Molecule: messenger RNA, 2265 nt
Organism: Boleophthalmus pectinirostris (great blue-spotted mudskipper)
Lineage: Eukaryota; Metazoa; Chordata; Actinopteri; Gobiiformes; Gobiidae
Gene: gpr137
Product: G protein-coupled receptor 137
Exons: 10
Coding region: 435-1592 (385 amino acids)
Biological process (GO): positive regulation of TORC1 signaling
Cellular component (GO): lysosomal membrane
Source: RefSeq, a predicted model, not a curated record